AUGGUGUUAUGCCAUGUCUUUAAAUCAUAAUAGAACACUUUUAGCUUCUGCUGCAAAUCAGGAUAUCAAAAUUUUUUAAUUUGCAGACGGAUUAAUAAAGAAGGUCCAAUAACUAAGAGGUCAUUCUUAUUUUAUCACAAUGCUCAAUAUAUUACAGAGUAGAUAACAUCUUAUUUCUAGUUCAGAAGAUUCUUCAAUUAUUAUAUGGUCAACAAGUCUAUUAUAAAUCCAAAAUAAUUAACUAAAUUGAAAGGACAUAAAUCAUAUAUUAAUUGUUUGGUUGUCCAUCCAAUAAAUGAAAAUCUAAUAGUUAGUGGAUCAGAUGAUAAGAAAAUCAAUUUUUGGUCUAAUUAUUAUUCAUCGACAUAAUUGGUUGAUCAUUCAGGUUAAAAAAAGUGGUUUUAUUCGCAUACUAUAUGA
Paramecium sonneborni is the source of this 420-nucleotide messenger RNA. The record is from the annotation of a GenBank genome assembly. Lineage: Eukaryota; Ciliophora; Oligohymenophorea; Peniculida; Parameciidae.